AGAUUCUGGGAUGUCUGAAACUAAUCACUUUCGUCUUGCACCUCAGGAAGGUUACCAUUUGCAUCCUCAAUCUCAGCUCAGAGAAGUACACCAUGCUGCCCAACCUGUCUGGGAUGACGUGCAAAAUUUUCAGGUGCUCCAGAACCCAAGGUCUAUUUCCCAGUUUCCAAUGCAAGGUUUCAUACCUUCGAGUUCAUACUCCAGGGAAGAAUUCGGUGCCUUGUCUACAGGGAAGGCUGAUCUUUCUACUUCAAGAUAUUUGAGCAUUUUGGACAGCAAGCAGUUGUCCUGCUUAUCUGAGGGAGGAUCUAAGAUCUCAAAUCCAAGUUACUACAACCCAUUUGCAUCAACUUUUGAACAGCCACCAGGAAGAUCCAUAUUUAAUUCUAACUUCAGGCAACAUAUUGACACAAAUUAUGGUGGGAAAUUUGAUUUUCCCGAUAGGUUGAGGCAUGUUUCAGUGGAUGGGAAAUGUAUUGGUGGUGUUGGACCUAGACACACAGCAUCACCACCAAAUUCUAGUAAGCUGGGGGAACAGAUAUUAGCUAAAUCUGGUAGUUCUUUAUUGCCUGCCUCACUUGGGGGGUCAAAUGAAUGUGUUCACUCACAAGGAGCAUCUUCAGAAGUCUUUCCAGGCACCCAGACUUUGUUACUUUGGGAAUCAAGAACUGACCAAUAUGAUCCACUUUUUGACAGCAUUGAACCAUCUUCAAGUUCAGUUAGAAAGUUUGGUUGUGUUCAAGCAAGAGAAUUGACAACUAGCAUCAUAGACAGGCCUCUCCAGUCCCGAGUUGCUAGUGACUCAGAAACUGUGUUGAAAUUCAGUGGGUCACAUGAGCUUCUGAAUGCAGAAGAGGCCAAUAAGCUAAAAAAGGAUGCAGCUUUAACUGCUGUCCAUUCUCCAGAAAAUGAUGAAUUUGGUGAGACAGCAAUGGAUGCAGAAGUGGGCGUUGUGGAUAAUGGGAGUCCAGAAGUAGGGAACAGGAAAAAUUGGAGUCCUGGAAAUCCAGAUGAUCCAGCAAACACAGGCAUGGGAGAGAAUGAGGUUGAUCAAGUUCAGACCUCAGGAAAGAGCAAGAAGAGCAAGGAUUCGAGAUCAAUGAAGCUUUUCAAGAUUGCACUUGCAGAUUUUGUGAAGGAGGUUCUAAAGCCAUCAUGGCGUCAGGGCAACAUGAGCAAGGAGGCAUUCAAGACCAUUGUCAAGAAAACUGUUGAUAAGGUAUCUGGAGCAAUGAAAAGUCAUCAGAUACCAAAGUCUCAGGCAAAAAUAAAUCAAUACAUUGAAUCAUCACAACACAAACUGACUAAACUUGUGAUGGGCUAUGUCGAUAAGUAUGUAAAAGUGUUAAAGUUAUAUCAUUCUUGUUCAAAAAAAUUGUGAUAUCAUUCACCAUCUAUGGUUCUUGUGAGCAUUGGUGAGAUAUGCAGUGGAUGGGUUUGUGUGCAUGUGAAGAAUGAAGUUUUUGAGAUCUUUUACAAGGCUACUCUGAGCUAAUACGAAGAAGAAAAUUGGCGUGUAACAAGGUGAAAUGACUGAUGCAGAUACCAAGGAAUGCCUGCUUCAUUACAGUUGUCAGAAAGAUACAAAAAAUGCAUGUAAUCCACUCUCCAAAUAUCAUUUUCACCCCAAGUUUGAUUGAUAUAUCUCUCCAAUCAUUAUCAUGAUGUGUAAAUUGUAAAAUAUUAGACCUUGUAGUCUUGAUUCACCAGUGCUUUGAUUCUUCA
Nelumbo nucifera (sacred lotus) is the source of this 1725-nucleotide messenger RNA. RefSeq lists its product as uncharacterized. The record is from RefSeq and is a predicted model, not a curated record. NCBI's taxonomy places the organism in Eukaryota, Viridiplantae, Streptophyta, Magnoliopsida, Proteales, Nelumbonaceae.